UGUCAUAUUCUUCCCAUGCGGAGCAAAUUGUACAAAACAUGAAAAUUGAAGUGGUAUCGGCACUACCGCACUCGACGGUCCAUUCGGCAGUCCUUUCGCGUCGACACCGCUCCGUCAUCUGCGCGGGACCAUACGAAGUGCUUCCACUGGAGGGGUGUUCUGAGCCGCUCCCAAGCACCUCAACUCUCAGUGAGCUACCCAUCGAGUGCCUCCGACUCUCCACAGAUGAACGGACGAUCGGUGCGGCGACAAAUGCGAUUCUCAAAGUUGCGGAUAUUAUAACAGGUCACGAGGUGCGGAAUCUAACGGGACACACCUUGCCAAUAACCUCCCUAGCCGCUAGCAAGUUCAACCCUUACUGCUGGUACACCGGGUCAUCGGAUUGUGAUUGGACGCAGUGGGAUACUAGGAUGAAUCCGUCUAAAAUUUUCGGGUCCAAAACCCCUGGCGUUGUUCGAAGUAUCGCAUUAUCACCUGGUGAUCGCUAUGUAGCAGUUGGCACCGACGAAACUAUACAGAUUUUCGACGCCAGGCAGCGGGAAUUUAUCAAAACUUUUAACUGUUCGGGUCACGCACUAGAGCUUCACCCCAGCGAUGUGCUCCUCUCCUCCGUUGGUCAUGAUAGGAUAGUUCGGUUUUUCUGCCUAGAGACUUUUGAAAUGAUAUCUCAAUCCGAUCCGUUUCUGGAUGAUAUUCAAGCCAGCGCUUUUGAUACCCACGUCAUGAUAGCUGCUACCAAUGAUUCUAUCAACCUGCUCACUUGGGAGCCCUGCUGUGAUAUUCUAACGACAGUACCUCUGAAAAAUGUGGAGAAGGUCGUCAACGUGAAUGCAAACGGUCUGGAUUUAGACUUUAUUUGCAUUGGAGACAACACUGAACGUCUCGAAAUGCGCACCUACGCUAUAGAAGAGCUGCUCUCCUAUUCGCCGAGCCACGAGCUCUGCGGGAGCAUUUACGAGGAGGAUGAGGAUGUGGAUAACUCGCCGAUUGAUGAGGUAAAAGCGCUACCGGAGCUCACAGAGUUAUCGAAUUUGCCGCCGAGGUCGCCUGGCUUGUCAUGUGAAGAGACGGAGACGUCAGCGUCACCUGUGAAUAGUAGCAGCAGCCAUUCUAGCCCGACUAGUCCCGUUAAGCCAGCUCCCGUCAAACACCGAUCGGCAUCUCAGAAGCUUCCUGGAAAAUCGACCAAGACCCUGAACCCAAAACCAGCGGGGUCCACACGCUCUGUGACCCCAGUCUCCACAAAGCCACCUCGAACAUUUGGCACCGCAAAGAGUGUGAUUGUCUCGUCGAAGCCAUCACUAAGCGGGUACAAUAACCGCGCGAAUCCGUCGCCUUCUAUGUCGGAUUUGAGGACGACAAAGUCGAUGGCAGGGUCUACGACGUCUUUGUUGAGUGAGAGGGCUCCGAAGAAGCGGUCAACGUCGAGCCGCCGUAACCAAGAGCCCAUCACCAUCACCUACAUUGGCCGCCCACGUACCCCUAGCGAAGGAGACGUCGCAUCUACAGUAUCCUCCUCCACAUCCCGCAACCGUCGCCCAUCGCCUUCCGUGGCGAAGAAGACCUCCCCUCCGUCAAUCUACGCGAUCACCUCUUCCCCGGCCAAGCGUGCCUCCUCCACCGCUUCAGGGCCUACUGCCAGACGCCAGAAUUCCACGUCAUCGGUGACCUCUACCACGUCGGCCAAGACGCCUGUAGGGGUCUGGGGAGCUUGUAUAGAAACUGUACAUGACAUCGGGAUAGUUGCGAAGAAGGAGAAUAGAAACAUCCGACGGCUCAAGAUGCUUACCUCCCGUCGAACGAGCAACGUGGAUAUCCCUCCAGAAGUGUGCUCCGAUGAGCAACUAGUGUUAACCGCCACGAGGAUACUGAGCAGGAGGAACGAUUGGUCAUUGAACAGCUGUCAUGCCUACCUUCCAGUCAUAAUAGACAACAUAGCCAGUGUAGACGUUACAAAUCGAGCUAUAGCCCUGGAGGGUCUCGCAGCGAUCGCUGACACCCUGGGGGAGAGGCUCGUGAAGUUUGCGUCCAUGAACUCCCAUAGGAUAGGAGUAGAUGUGGCGGCGGAGGAGAGGGCCGAGAAGGCGAAGGCAUGUGUUCAGCACCUCCGCUCCCUGGUCAAAAAACGCGACUGGUACUACAAACAACUCGACGAGCCAUCCAUUCUCAAACUCGACCCGAUUCUAGAGCUUUUAAAGAAGAUCUAGCUACCUCAUCUGUGAUAUAUUGUUAAGCAUUCCCACCACCACUCGCAUUUUUGUUCUUUUGUCUUGUCUUUCAGUCAUUUGGGUCAGAGAUUUUCAGGUUUCUCUACGAAUUCCCUCUUUUUAAUAAAUCAUUGAAUCAU
Caenorhabditis elegans is the source of this 2347-nucleotide messenger RNA. It is a transcript of the gene F47G4.4, whose product is annotated as WD_REPEATS_REGION domain-containing protein. The record is from RefSeq and is marked reviewed. The transcript is spliced from 13 exons. Bases 39 to 2207 code for a protein of 722 amino acids. Lineage: Eukaryota; Metazoa; Nematoda; Chromadorea; Rhabditida; Rhabditidae.